UGGUGGGGUCGGACGGGUGGGCGCGGCCACAGCACCAUCUUCCACCGCAGGCUGGUCGGUCUUACUCCCUGGCCAAAUGGCGCCGCGGCCACUGGGCCCCUUGGUGCUGGCUCUGGGUGGCGCCGCAGCCGUGCUGGGCUCGGUGCUCUUUAUCCUUUGGAAAGCUUACUUUGGCCGCGGCCGGGAGCGGCGCUGGGACCGGGGCGAGGCCUGGUGGGGCGCAGACACUGCCCGCCUCCCUCAGUGGGACGUGUGGGAGCCCGAGGACGAGGAAGAUGAGCCGGCGUUGGAGGAGCUGGAGCAGCGCGAAGUCCUGGUGCUGGGGUUGGAUGGCACAGGGAAAAGCACGUUCCUGCGCAUGCUGGCCGGGAAGCCACCGGUGGAAGGCCACGUCCCCACCUGGGGCUUCAACUCUGUUCGGCUGCCUACCAAGAAUUUCGAGGUGGACCUGUUAGAGAUUGGUGGCAGCCAGAACCUGCGCUUCUACUGGAAGGAGUUUGUGAAUGAGGUGGACGUUCUUGUGUUCAUGUUGGAUUCGACUGAUCGCCUAAGGUUGCCCUGGGCUCGGCAGGAGCUGCAGAAACUGCUGGACAAGGACCCCGAUCUGCCUGUUGUGAUCGUGGCCAACAAGCAGGACCUGAGUGGGGCCAUGAGUAUGGUGGAGCUGCAGCAGGAGCUCGGCCUCCUUGCUAGUGACAACCAGAGGGAGGUUUUCCUCUUGGCAGCCAGCAUUGCCCCUGCAGGAUCUGGCUUCGAGGAACCCGGCACUGUGCGCAUCUGGAAAUUGCUCUUGGAGCUUCUCUCCUAAGCUGGACCCAACUGCCUGCUGCCCAGCCUUGGAGACCACAGUUCUGCCUUCUCCUGCAUCUCUGUUGCUAGCCUAGGCUUUGGGCAGGAACAUCAUAGCAAAGCUUCCUCUUUCCCUCAAAAGCAAGGCCAAAUCCAUGCAGAAGCCUUCCUGGUGAGGUGCCAUGGGGCUGAGGCAGGAAGGACAGUGACUGCCUCAGAGGCCACAGUACAGCUAUCUCCGGCUUCCCUUGCCUUCCUGCAGAUGCUCAGCAGGCUCAGUGCUCCCUCCCUGCAAGUCCCACGGGUGGAAGCAGCAGUGUGGAGGUCUCGGGGACUCCUGAGCCUUCGUCUCCCAUCUCACUGGUCACUCAUACAUUUUCCAUGAGGGAAGGUUCUGAGUAGAGCUCAGCAGGUCCUUGCUCCUAGGCCUUAUGCUCCCACCCCUGCUCUGUCUGAGGCCUUGUGUUUCUGCCUUUCUAGCCCCCAGGCCAUUAUUUUAAAGGGAGGUGAUUUCCAUGUUUUUUUUUUCUAAAUGCCAUCCUGGCAAUGCCAAACCUGAACACCUUAGCAGAGAAUCUUCUGAACACCUCCCUGCUGUUAAGGCCUGGCCUUGCCAGCCUUUCUUGACCACAAAGUGCAGUUCACUGAACAGGGUGAAGGGUGGUGUUGCCCAGGUCUGAAGACAACCCGCUGCUUUUGUACUGUGCCAACGCCCAUGUUUACAUAAGUCUAGAGAAGGAGCCUGAGUCUGGGAACAAGACUGGAGCUGGGGGUAUCAGCCUCAGAAUGGCAUUUUAUUUAUUUAUUUAUGUAUUUAUCAAAGAAAUGGGCCAAAGUUCUAGGUUCUGUUCUAGGUGCUGUAAUGGAGACCCUAGAAGACUAUCAUAGAAAAACUGAAGCUUUGAGAACUGUCUGGAAUCAUGAUCAAGAUUAGGUAACCCUAUGGGUGUCAAUGGAGACACAGAACUGUAGCUUUCCCCUCCCCCAAACUGGCCCUGAGACCAUGACUGGAAGCAAGUACCUCAAGGAGACCUAGUACUCAUGGCCCAGGACUGGACAGGACUAGGAGAGCCAUCAUGAUGACUCUUCCUGUGCCCAUGGCAGGCACAUCACCAAGCCUUCUGGGACCAUUUAUUUGCCAGCCAAAAGACUGUCCUUCCUCAGUUUCCCAUGUGCUGGGAUUAUAGGACGCAUUGGGCCAUCAUGCCUGGCUUUCAGUUUGCUUUUUGAGAAUACACUGUGUGCUGUGUUUGCCAAUUGCCCAGCAAACAGCCCAGGAAGUUGAAGUGAGCACAAUCAUCAGAAGGGGGCAAUGCUAUGCCUUUGGACUCCAGCCCAUGAGAACGGAAUUACUACAGGAUAAAUCACUCAAUAGAGGUGAUUUUUCUGCUUUUGUAUUAAAUAUUUAAAGAAGGACUAGGAUUUUAGAGUAUUUGAAAUUUUCUUGGACAUUGUAUGUCUAUUCUGAGGACUCCACGUCACUCUCCAGUGCUAAAGCUUAACUUACAACAGGACUUGUUGAGAGGAUUUCUCUUUUCCUAAGAGCUUUGUCUAAUGAGUUUCAUCAUGUACAAUUGUCAUACUGUCCCAAGGUGGAGGGUGGGAAUUUAAGAAUAAAGAAUUUCACUGUGUCUA
Molecule: messenger RNA, 2424 nt
Organism: Grammomys surdaster
Lineage: Eukaryota; Metazoa; Chordata; Mammalia; Rodentia; Muridae
Gene: Arl10
Product: ADP ribosylation factor like GTPase 10
Exons: 4
Coding region: 77-808 (243 amino acids)
Molecular function (GO): GTP binding; GTPase activity
Source: RefSeq, a predicted model, not a curated record